GAAGGGAGGACACACACUAAGUUCCCUCUUAAUAUUUGCCACAGAAACAGACACACUGAGUGUUUAUAGUCAUGUAAAAUUCAGCUCCGGCGCCACUGAGGCGACAAAUGACAAAAGUGAUGGACAGGGAGAAAGUCCUGCCAGCAGAGGAGGUGGCACACAUGUCACCUUCUGGUCCUAGAUAGGCAGAUGUAAAAGCUGUUUGUUUGGAGCUUUCAGAUACAAAUUAAAGCUCAACGAGCCUCAGUUUUUGGGUCCCCCUGAAACUUUUCUGGCAUCUUUCUUUCCCCCACAGUUGUCCAGGUUCUGACGGGCACCUCGAUAAAGGUUCUGAUUUUCCUUAAUUCACUUUAGCCUUAUUUAAAAAGUGAUUAAAUAGGUGUUGAAGUUAAACCUUUUAAGGUUUUGUCUGAUUAUGAGUUCCUUUAAGUCAAUCUGAAACAUUAUUUUAAACAUUUUCAUUGUUUUGUCCCUUCAAGCUUUGCUGUUGGUGCAAAAAGAAACAACUUGUAAAAAGUCCUGCUUUUAUCUCUCUUUCCUUAAAGGACCAUCAAAACCUGUUUCAGAGAGUUUAUGAACGGGCCAAGUCAACAACAUAGGACCAGGACACACAAUCCCACACCAUCAGGACGGAAAGAAGUGCUACAUCAAAAGAGGAAGGAGGUCUGCCAGAUCCCUGAGGACAGACCGCCUGUCCAACAGCGUCUGUGUCUGUGUGUGUUCACACCUCGCAUCAAUGAAACCGGAAACUUUUCAGGGAGGAGUCACAAAAACAUACUGAAUAUGUAGAACGCUCAGAUAAGCAAGAAACGUCCAGAGAUGGAGAGGAGGAAGAGGAGGGAGUGACAUUUUGGAGACGCAGAGGAGGAAUAAAAGACAAGGCAUGAAUAAAAACCUGAAGAUUGCACGCAAAGGAAAAAUUAUUAUCAGAAAAACCUUUUUAGUAGAAUAAAAAGGAAGCAGCUCGUCUUUUCCCAGCAGAAAAAAUAAGGAUGAAGAUAUGAGGAUGUCUCCAAAUGCUCAGGAGUCCAUCAGGUGUAGCCUGUCCUCCUGCAGCUGUGCAGGUUUUAAGCCUGGAAAGGUCCAGCUCAGGUCAUGUGAUCGUUGUGGACACGGCUGGGUAGAACAUGCUUUGAAAAAGUUCCAGGUUCAUCCACCUUCUGGUUCUGGCCCAGUGGAGGUCGCUCUUCCUGGGCUGGUGUUUGACCUGAGCUCCCUGGUGCUGUUUGGAGCUCAGGCCAUUCCUGUUCAGCUGAAGAUUUUACUGGACCGCCUCUUCAGCAUCCUGACUCCAGAACAGGUGGGCCAGAUUCUGAAUAGCCUGGGCUGGAGUUUGGCUGAUUAUGUCCGAGGGUACAUGCUCCACCAUCCCAGCGGGAAAGUGUUGGACCACUGGUACAUGGCCACACCUGAAGAAGUACUGCUUGUUCUUAAACAGUUCCUGCGCUUCGGAGAGACACGCCCCAUAGUGGAGUUGAUGAUGCUUCAGUACCUGGAUGGUGAAAACCUCCUCCCUUAUCAGGAGUCAGAAGCUCCUGUGGAAAAUGUCCAUUCAGAUAUUCUAACAAAUAAAGACACAUCGGUGUUAAAAAGAAGUUCACUGAGUGAUAAGAGACUGGUGGAUGGCAACUAUACUUCAGACUGCUAUGAAAAUGUCCAAGAAAGACAAUCGUUGCUCACAUCUUUCCAUUUACCACAAUCAGCCAUCUACUGUUCAACCAAGGACACAGUUCCGCCUAGUAAGUUGCAAAAUAUUCAGCAGAAAUUUGCUGGAAACAAACUGGUUCAGAAACAUAACCGUGAAAGAUACAGAUAUGUAGAAGAUGACGACUUGGUCCAGAAGAGAUUGGAACGUGAAUCGGCCUUAUCAAAAAUAACUGACCUGGAUAAGUCAAAUCCAUCAUUGUGGCACCAGAACCCCAUCCUCCACCAUGACCAGGUUUUCCUUCGGAAAAGACUGAUCCAGCAGGAGAAAACUGCUUCCUUUUGCUCUUCCUUCAACUUUUCAUUUUUACCUUCUUCUUUACUAUAUUCUCCAAACCUUCCCUCUUCCUCCUCUCACUUACAACAUCCUCAAAAAUCCCAAACUCUUCCCUCAUUCUCUUCUUCUUUCCUCCGACCUCUUCAUUCUUCCUCCUUUUCUCCCCCACCCCCUCUCCAUCUUCAUCCUCUCCCAUCUUCCCUUUGCACGUUUCCUUCCCUGCCCCCUGCAGGAGGUCGGAAAGGGAGGGUCAGCUGUGGUGUUUGUGGGAAAAGCUUCUAUGACAAAGGAACACUGAAGAUCCACUAUAAUGCUGUCCACUUGAAGAUUAAACAUCACUGCACUGUGGUGGGCUGCAGCAUGGUAUUCAGUUCACUGCGCAGCCGAAAUAGACACAGUGCCAACCCAAACCCACGGUUGCACACAGGUGGCAGCAGACAGGCCCAGCCUUGCCGAAACACAGCGUGUGGACGUGAAACACAGAUAUAUGAAGUGAAACAGGAACAAACGCUGGUACAUGCCACCAACAUCAAGAACGGUGUAAACAGCCAUGAGGAUUCCUGUCACAACAUGCAUCAUGAAUCCGCCUCCCCGGCUCCUCCUCUUGUCCUACCAGCUCCAUCCUCAGGGAGCUUUCCUUCUACCUGGUCCGGCCUGCUGACCAGUCAGCUGUGUUCGCAGUCGAAUCAGUCCUUACCAAAGAAGAAGCCCAGGAAGUCAAGCAUGCCAGUGAAAAUAGAAAUAGAGAGUGUUCAAAGCAGGAAACAAAAGGAUGAGAGCUGAACAACUGCCGUGUUGCUCCAACUAAAACUCACAAAUAUGUUUUUCAGUCAUAAAAAGACGGAGAAAGAA
Molecule: messenger RNA, 2833 nt
Organism: Girardinichthys multiradiatus
Lineage: Eukaryota; Metazoa; Chordata; Actinopteri; Cyprinodontiformes; Goodeidae
Product: zinc finger protein basonuclin-1
Exons: 10
Coding region: 1001-2764 (587 amino acids)
Biological process (GO): regulation of DNA-templated transcription
Cellular component (GO): nucleus
Source: RefSeq, a predicted model, not a curated record